AUGAACUCUGCCAAAUACAUCAAGAACCAUAGAACACAAGCAUGCUAGAUUGAAAGAUUGAAAUCCUGCAGAACUAAUUGUUCAAGGAAAAUAAGGUCUUCAAUAUCACAAAUGAAUUAAAUCCUGCCAUUAUAAGUAAUGAAAACUAUUGAAAACUCCUAUUAAUACAUUGAAUUGUGUAAAGAUUCCCUUUAGUAAUUGAAAACAAAUAAUUGA
Paramecium tetraurelia is the source of this 216-nucleotide messenger RNA. RefSeq lists its product as uncharacterized. Lineage: Eukaryota; Ciliophora; Oligohymenophorea; Peniculida; Parameciidae. The record is from RefSeq and is a predicted model, not a curated record. The transcript has 2 exons.